Anopheles arabiensis is the source of this 3858-nucleotide messenger RNA. RefSeq lists its product as uncharacterized. NCBI's taxonomy places the organism in Eukaryota, Metazoa, Arthropoda, Insecta, Diptera, Culicidae. The coding region runs from base 474 to 851 and encodes 125 amino acids. The record is from RefSeq and is a predicted model, not a curated record. The transcript has 3 exons. Gene Ontology annotation, cellular component: extracellular region. Gene Ontology annotation, molecular function: ion channel inhibitor activity.
GUAGUGACGGUGGCCCAUCAUUUCGCUCUCGGAAACGGUGGCUCUCGGAAGUGGCUGCCUGCUGUUGUGUGAGCUGCUGCCGUACAGAAUAGCGAACGCGUCUACGAAAACGGCGAGCUUUUUUCCCGAAGGCGGAGGUUGGUCGCGGAGCUGCUGGAGAGUGAUUGAAAGGGUGUAAUAUCUUCCCACCUGUUGUAACGCGCGGCUAAUAAGCUGUCAGCAAACGCAGCCCAAAUCGAUCGUGUCUGGCACGUGUCGAGUGAGUGUGCGUGUGUGUUUGUUUGGUGGAGUUUUGAAUUAACGGUUCAAACACAGGAGAAAUCUUAGUGUGCCGUGGCAAACUAGUUGCGGGCGCUUUUGAAGCAAAGGAAAGGAACAGUGCGCGCAUACCCGACCGGGUGUGUGUGGGUUUACUCGAUACGUGAUCGUGGUGUGCUAAGCGACGGAGAAGCAGCGGCAGUGGCCAAAGCAAGAUGAAUAAGUGUACGGUGGGAAAACUGUUGAUCUGCUUACUGAUUGCGUUCAUUGCGGGAGCGCACGGUGCCAGCAACUAUCUGUACGAGUCCGAGGAGCGGUACCCAGUGCCCGCCUCAAACCUGCUCGAAGAUGACGUCGAGGAUAGCGAUCGAACGAGCCUCACGGACGAUGGGGUGCUAGAAAACUAUUUGCAAGGAGGAGGUGCUUCCAAACGAUCAUCCCUGAUCCAGGUGUACCGAAGGGGAUGCAUCCCAAGAGGUGGCAACUGCGAUCAUCGGUCCAACGACUGCUGCCACAACAGCUCCUGCCGAUGCAACCUUUGGGGCUCCAACUGUCGCUGUCAACGCAUGGGCCUGUUCCAGAAAUGGGGAUGAGCGCUGAACGAGCUAGACCACUAAGAUCUUUCCAUUUUUUUGCUUUCUUCCCAAUCAUUUCCCGAUCCUCAUUUCACAUUUGAAAUAGUAGUCAAAUCUUUUUGAAGAAACUGUAUUUCCUAUCUUACAUUGACGAUUCUGUUCAAUUUAGUAGACACUUAUUAUUUAUCCUCCCAGUAUCCAGUGAUUGGUUUUUGUAUUGGCUUCAGUUAAAUAAUUUCAAUCUUUGCUCCCAAAACGGAUACCGAUAUCAGAACCAUAGCAAACGAUUUAUCGGAAAAACGCGCAAUUCUAUCACGACACGGAACAGAGACAAUGGGAGAGAAAAAAAAAAUAACACGAACAGGAACAUCUGAUCACGGAACAUGGCAAAAACUAACAUUUACCGACGCAUUGUAUGAAAAACAAACGCGCAAUGUUGUAUUGCAAACCACACAAAUUACUUCCUAGCUGCUCUGAUGGUGAAAUUAAGGAUUUUAUAUAAAGAAGCAAAACCAAAUACAUUUAUAUAUAUACAAACCCCCCUAUACAUAUAUAUUAUAUAUAUACACACGUACACAUAAAGCAUCCCUAAAGCAUACGUUUUACGAUUCCGCACACACACACAGUGCUAGCUCCUCUGCUAGCACAUUCCCAUACACACGCACCUGAUGGCGUGUGUGUGUGCGUGUGUAUGUACACGGGUGUGUACGGGAACAGGGCCGUACGGCACAGACACACUCCGAAGUGGCUCCUUGGGCGGUGCCAAAUACGUUCCAUUGCGCCGCUCCAUACGAAUGAAGUGUCCAACUGGUUCAACUGGUUCAAGAACAAACCCUGCAGCAACCCUGCAGCAAACACCCGCAUAAACCCCGCUCGUUUCUUCGUUGUCUGUCCUUCAUACUUCCAAACGCACUUCACAGACAGAUGGUCGGACUGACUCUGGUGUGGUGUGACUGCGGUGACUGGCGAGAUCGGGGAUGACGAAACUAACUACACAUUACAGAGUUACUGUUUUAGGAUUAGGAUGGGUGGACAAGGUGUUACAUGAAAAUCACCAGGCAGGUUAACUGCCGUUGCCAUUGCUAUUAAUCAUGAUAAAGAUAAACGUUUUUAAUAGGAGAAAUCAAACCCCCUCCCUUAAACAAGCUCUCAAAAGCUUCUCGAUGUGUGUGAGUGUCCAAAGAUAAUAGAAUUAAAUGAGAAAAGCGAUUCCUAUCUUGGUUUAGUUCAUUUUCGUACAAUCAUUACGUUUGUAAGGAAUAAAUACCAUUCCAUUCUAGUAAAUCGCUUGGCGAAAAAUGUAUUGUUUGUGUACUUCCACUGAAAACACCAUCAUUCAAAUCAGAACGUUUCUUUUAAAGAUCUUCAAACAUCACUUGCAAAAGAAGCUUUCCAUUGUUGUUUAAUCUUUGUGUCAAUAAGAGAAAGAGAUGGGUGGCAAAAAGACUUAAAGAAAACGAUCCAAUUAGACACAGUGCACAAAAUGACAAGAUCAAUUGUACAAGUUUUUUUUCUGUCCAGGGAGAGGAGAAGAUACCGAGAAAGGUUGCACUAGCAAAUAUGCACAGUCGAGCAGGGUACGGACACAGCACUAGAUUGGGAUGGGGGACAGAAACUAGCAUUAUGAUGUAAAACAAAUACCAAAUAGUAAGUUUUCGCCCCCAUUGGCACUAGAUACAAGGCACAAGCCGAAAUGAUGGAAACUUUUCAUUCAGUUGCAUAUAAAAAUACGCAUACAUAUUUAACGCCAUUAUCUAUGUGCAGUAUAAUUGUACAACCAUCCAUGCGUGGUACGAAUACUUUGGAGCUACUUAAUGUGGUCUCCUGUGAGCGUCCUAGUGCCCAGCCACACACAAUAACACAACAGCACAGGUUAGGCGCACACGUAAGGCGAAAGAUUCAGAGAAUGGUCGAGCAGUUGGAGGAAGAUUGAGCCGCAAACUCCAUCAAAGUACGCUCUGGGUUGGGUUGCAAAGGUGGCGCAAGAAGCGAACCUGCGCAACCGCCCAUACCUAACUGCUCGAAAUCUCAUCUUGGCAGCUAAUUAGCUCGAAUGGUGCGAACAACAAAAAAAGGCUCACCAAAAAGGUUUACCGCAAUUGUUGUCUGUGGUGUGGUGAAGUGUGUUUUUAUGCUCCAAAAACGGACUGACGGCAAAAGUCCGACCGGUGUGUAGUGGGACGUUCGUGCAAGCCUGCUUAUUGCUGUGUCUCUGCCACAUGCACCACCGGUCAACCGGUGCACACACACACGAUGGCGAGAGGUGGACCGUUUCCCAGCCUUUCAAACAAACGAUAGUAAAAUUCAUCUCUCUCCACCGUUUGGAGGAUACGGCGAUUGCAAUCGAUUUGUGCGGUAGCUUAAAAUCCCCACCACCAGGGGGAGCAACACUCUUCCCAGCUGUGGCAUGCCCUUUGCGCGUGGAACCUUUUGCGUGUAAGCCUUUUUGUUUAUUGAUACCAAAGUUUGCAUUUUUUAUCCAAUCGGUAAGCAUCUAGAACACUAGCAGUUAUUGUAUUGUAGUUGCUGGACGAAUUGUAAUUAUUCCCACCUCCAUCCUUCUCAUCCCCCAUAUACAUACAUACAUACAUACAUAUAUGUAUAGAUCGGAACGAUCCAACUAGUGUCAUUGAAGUCCUUGCCGUAUUUAAACAAAAGAAACUCUGAGUAAGCUUCACGAGACUUUACAACACGCAAGCUCUGUAACGAGUGUGUCCUGAUGAUGAAGAUGUGUGAGUCUUUUUGUUUGAAAAUCUUACGUUAAUGGUCCGUUAUUUUUCGAUGCCCAUUCCGCACUGGCUGGGCAGCGGUGCGUCGUGCGCCCAAAGCAAAGAAUCGCUUGGGAAGAGAUCAGGAGCAUGAUGAAACAAGACAAGAUAAAUAAAAGAAGGAUAAAACACACUGUAAAGAGAGAAGGGAAUAGUACAAGGGGAUAGCGAGGGAGGAGAGAGAGAGAGAGAGUAUGAUGUGGACAAUGAAAAAUGAACAAAUAAAACAAUAUACAAACAAACCAAUGCAAAGUUAA